UUUCCAUUGCCCUUAUCAACAGCAUAACCCCACCUUCCCAGAACCAAAAGAGAAGAAGCAAAAAGCCCAGAGACCGUAGAGGAUAGAUAGCUCCCCCAAACCCUUAUCAUUUUUAAAUUAAACUGAUAAUGGCGUUUUUCAGGAACAAAGUCUUAGUCUGCACCAGCUUAGAGUAUCAUCAGCUCACAUCAAAUGAAAUGCUUUCUUCCAUGGAGAAUGCUAAGCUUGAAGGUGCUGAUCUGGUUGAGCUCCAAAUAGAUUCCUCCUUCUCCUUCCCCAACAUUUCAGACCUUGGAGACCUCAUCAAACGGAGACCACUCCCCGUCAUCGUCUCUUUCAGGUGCCAUUAAUUGCAUUGACAAUGGGUGAUAAAGGCCUUAUAAGCCAGCUAUUAUGCGCAAAAUUUGGUGGCUUUUUAGUUUAUGGAUCCAUGAGUGGAAAACCAGUACCUGGCUUGCCAACUCUUGUCAGUCUUAGACAAGUUUACAAGAUUGAGAAUGUAAAUAUGGACACAAAAGUUUUUGGCCUCAUCGCGAAUCCAGUGGGCCAUAGCAAAGGCCCUAUUCUGCAUAAUGCUGCUUUCAGAUAUGCAGGGUACAAUGGAAUUUAUGUUCCUAUGCUUGUUGAUGAUGUCAAUGAGUUCUUUGGUGUCUAUUCAUGCCCUGACUUUGCGGGCUUCAGCGUUGGAAUUCCACAUAAGGAAGCAGCAGUGGGUUGCUGUGAUGAAGUUCAUCCCCUUGCUCAGUCUAUUGGAGCUGUAAAUACUAUUAUAAGGAGGCCUAGUGAUGGGAAGCUGAUUGGUUAUAAUACAGAUUGUGAGGCUUCUAUUACUGCAAUGGAGGAGGCAUUGAGAGCAAGGAAGGGAGAUAAUGGGGAAACAUCCAACACUUCUCCUCUUGCUGGUAAAGUUUUUGUGCUAGUUGGAGCUGGAGGUGCUGGAAGAGCACUUGCAUUUGGUGCCAAGGGUAGAGGUGCUCGGGUUGUCAUAUUUAACCGCGACUAUGAGAGGGCGAAGGCUCUUGCACUUUCAGUUUCAGGAGAAGCACUGCCUUUCCAAGAUUUGGGGAGCUUCUGCCCAGCGAAAGGCAUGAUCCUUGCAAAUGCCACUUCCGUUGGCAUGCAACCAAAUUCAGAUAAAACACCCAUUCCGAAGGAUGCCUUGGGGGCAUAUGAGCUGGUAUUUGAUUCAGUUUACACACCUAGAAACACUAGGCUCUUACAAGAAGCUGAGGAGGUUGGUGCCAUUGCGGUGAGUGGCAUUGAGAUGUUCAUUAGGCAGGCCAUUGGUCAGUUCAAUCUCUUCACUGGUGGAGAAGCCCCUGAAGACUACAUGCGCAAAAUUGUUCUAGCACAUUCCUGACAUGUCACCCGUCACCUAUCAUGAUUAAUAAGGGCCCGAGAAUAAACCCAAGCCUGACUACUGCCUAGAACUGCAUGCUAUGGGUUGAUCACAGGAUCAUGUGGGCCUAAGAAUCCAUUGUUUCGGCCAUGUCCAUUAGUAACAAAGAAGCUCAAGAGGAAAAUCAACU
Molecule: messenger RNA, 1529 nt
Organism: Macadamia integrifolia
Lineage: Eukaryota; Viridiplantae; Streptophyta; Magnoliopsida; Proteales; Proteaceae
Product: bifunctional 3-dehydroquinate dehydratase/shikimate dehydrogenase, chloroplastic-like
Biological process (GO): shikimate metabolic process; chorismate biosynthetic process
Molecular function (GO): 3-dehydroquinate dehydratase activity; shikimate 3-dehydrogenase (NADP+) activity
Source: RefSeq, a predicted model, not a curated record